CUGUCUCGAGUCCCUUCCCUCUCCACUCUCUACUCCCCGGAUCACAUUCUUUGUCUCUGUUCCAAAUCUCUGAUCCAUUUCCAGUCAAACAUACAGAUACCCGACCCCAUUCCCCAAAGGCAGAAGAACCACCACCUCCUCCUCCUCCUCAUUCAAUUCCUUCAUCACAAUUUCAAUUUUGAAUCUCACGGAACCAAACAGGGCUGUUUCUUAUCACUUCUUCUUUGGUGUUCUAGUUUAAUUUAUUGUCUGGGUUCUUUGUUUUCUUUUUCGGUCUUCUCUCCAUCCGGGCCAUCACAUAAGGAGAAGAUGGUUAGAUCGAUUGACCCAUAAAUUGAGCUGAAGCGAUGGCCAUCCUCCAAAUGACAUUCCUUUUUUAACCUCUGAAUAUCAUCUCAUUCCUCCUCCACCAAUUUAUGUUCGUUCACUCUCUUAAGUCUAUAUAGCUAGCCUUUCAUUUUCUGCCUCUGUGCCUCCUCUCGAUCUGCUGUUUGAAUUCAUCUUCUGACGAUGUGGAUCAAGUUUUUGAGCCUUCACAUGAUCCCUUGGUGCUUUCACUUGCGAGUCAUGAGGACCAACCUCUCCUGCUUGCAGCAGCAGCAGCAGCAGCGGCGGCGGCGGCGGCGGCGGCGGGGGCAUCAGCUCAAACCAGAGGAAUCGGUGGAGAAGGAUUCAUCGUCGUCCAUAAAGCUGAUCAAAUUGGACGGCCUGGUGAAGAUCUACCACCAGCCCAUCCACGCUUCCCAACUAAUGCUGGAGUUCCCGAAGCACCUUGUCUGUCAUUCCGAGUCUUUUUACAUUGGGCAGAAGAUCCCGGCUCUCUCCGAGGAAGACGAGCUCCAGCCGGGCCACAAGUACUUCCUACUCCCUAAACAUUUCUUCCAAUCGGUCUUAUCAUUCGUUACCAUUGCCUCAUUUGCGGCCUCGUCUCCCUCCUCCUCUUCCUCCAACUCAUACUCGUCAAAGCAAGCCUUUUUAAAGAGGGCGGCAGCGGCGGCGAGCUGCCAACCCUUCGAUAUAAAGAGGACUCCUUCCGGGUCUCUUCAGAUACGCGUUUCCGACGAGUUUAUAUCGAAACUGAUGGAGGAAGGGAAGACAAAGGAGGAGGGGAUUCAUAGAAACGAAACGAAAGGUGGGGUUUGCAAUACGCCACAAUUGCAGAAGGACUACGAGCAGCUAGUUGGGUAUCGGCAAUGGAAACCGAAGCUGGAGACCAUAAGAGAGUCGGAAAGGAGGAGAAAGCUUUCUAGCUUUGGGAUGAAGAGGUUGAGGAAGAAAUCCCCAUCUCAUCAGACUCAUCAUCAUCAUGACUACUGCUACUCGCAGUCCAGUCCAGCCUCCAGAGGGUACCCCUAAAACCAAAAGAGAACUCGGAUACCGGCCAGAAGGGCAACAGCAUCCUGCAGCUAGCUAGCUAACUAGGACUCUGACGAUGACAAACAGUACUACUAAUACUCCAAAUUAAGAAGAAAACCUUCAAGCUCAUCAGACUUGAUCGCUUUCCUUUGUUCUAAUUAAAGACGAUCAUGAUGUAUUUAAUUGAAACUGAAAUUAACUCAUCCCAACCCCUUGAUGUAUCAUUGUAUACCAACCCCUCCCUCCAUCCCUCUUUUUUUUUUUUUUUUCUUCAUUUGUGUAAUUAAUAACUGAUCUUGGUGAAAUUUUAUACGGUAGCUAGAUCGAUUAAAAGCAG
Molecule: messenger RNA, 1693 nt
Organism: Macadamia integrifolia
Lineage: Eukaryota; Viridiplantae; Streptophyta; Magnoliopsida; Proteales; Proteaceae
Exons: 1
Coding region: 511-1356 (281 amino acids)
Source: RefSeq, a predicted model, not a curated record